Cryptomeria japonica (Japanese cedar) is the source of this 1808-nucleotide messenger RNA. RefSeq lists its product as uncharacterized. The record is from RefSeq and is a predicted model, not a curated record. The coding region runs from base 336 to 1505 and encodes 389 amino acids. Gene Ontology annotation, cellular component: SWI/SNF complex. The transcript is spliced from 3 exons. Gene Ontology annotation, biological process: positive regulation of DNA-templated transcription. Lineage: Eukaryota; Viridiplantae; Streptophyta; Pinopsida; Cupressales; Cupressaceae.
UUCUUUUUCUUUGGAAUAAGGCUUCAUCCCGUUUAUCUCUUUGGCGUCACGGACCUUAAUUGGCACCCUAUCGUUUGGCGUGCAUAGUUAAGUUUAUUGCAAUGUUACUGUUUGCAGGGGGGUGGUUCAUCUUACGAUCGGCUGGGUGAUUCUCCACAGAUUGGGUGUAAUCUGUGACUCACCAGGUGCGCCUAUUGUUGUCUGUUUACCCUUGCUGGAGAAAACCUCCACAGACUAGAUCCCUGCUUUCCAAGAUCGUGUUCUAAACCAAAUUAAAACAGAAGAUGCGUUCAUACUUAUCUUCAUCUUAAAGUCCAUUUAAAAACCCCACAAUAAUGAAUGAAGAAAUUAACAGGAGGAUGGAGGAGGCCAAUGCUUCAGCUCAACAACACCAGCAACAACAGCAACCGCCAUCUCAGCAGCAGCAAUUGUUGCUGCAGCAUCAGCAGCAGCAGCAGUUUCUUCUAAUGCAACAACAAUUUCAACAACACCAACAGUCCAUUAACAGAUUCCCUUCAAAUCCUAACAUAGCAAACAAUGGUUCCCACUUGUUACAGUCGAGGAACCCAAUUCUUCACCACAAUCAUCUUCUUCAACAACAUCAACAGCAACAUCAACAGCAACAACAACACCAACACCAACAUCAACAGCAACAGCAGCAAACACAUCAACAGAAAUCAAACCCAAGACCGGGAUAUCAAGCAGAAUUAGAAAUGGCCCACCACGAUGCAUGGAAAGUCUGCAACCCGGACAUUAAGCGACCGUUUUCUUCACUUGAAGAUGCUUGUGAAAGGAUUUUGCCUUACCAUGUUGUGACAGACUAUGAAAUUGAAGAUGAUGAUAGACUGUUGGAUUCCGAUACAGCAGGUCAGAUGUUGUCACGUUUUCAAGUUUGGGAGCAGAACCUACUUGCUAAAGUUGGUGAACUUAGUGUUGCAUUUGAGAGGCAAAUUAACACUUACAAUUCCCUGUUAAGGAGGAGAGCUCAAGGAGAUUUGAGAUCAGAAGAAAGGCUAAUGAUAGAGCAAAUCAUACUUCAUGAUGAGAGGCAAAAGCUGAUGGAGACCAGGGCAGAAAUAGAAUCCAGAGAGAAAGCAGGAAGAGAAGCAGCAGAAGCAAAAAGGAGGAUAGCUAUAGCUGAACAACAGGCACGGGCUGAAGCACAAGCACAAGCACAAGCACAUGCAGAAGUAUUGGCUAGGGCAGAUGCAGCAAGAGUAGAAGCAGCUAGAGUCGAAGCUCUUGCGAAAGCAAGAGCUGAAGAGCAACAUACUGUGCAUGAGUCGUCCAUGCAGGAGCAAGGUGUAAACAUGGAUGAAAUUCUGCAUAACUGGGGUCCUCUUCAGAGGGAAGAUGAUGCUGAGCCCUCUGAGGACUUUUUGAACGAUGAUCAUGAUCAAGAGGCAGGUGAUGAUAGAGGCUUUCAAAAUAUGGGAGUGGCAUUAGGAAACGGAAUGCAUGAUGACUGGAGAGAUGUGGGAGAGCUUGAUUUGAAUAUGAGGUGAUGAUCAAUUGUAGGGGAAAUGAUUUUGUAAUUACAAGUCAAUGAUUUCACUUUGGACUAUAAAUAGAGCGCAAGAAAUUUAAACAAUUAAAAAAAUUUCCACAAUUAAAGUUGGCAGAGGAGUAGCAGCUAGAACAUCAUGCAGACAACAAAUAUUAAAUCAUUCUAGUUAAUCAAUGAAAGAUCAUGUUUUGUGAUUUUUAUCUGCAAAUGCCUAUCAAAUCUAGUUGAGAAACAUUAAUACUCACAAAUGUGUAUGACUCUUUUGCAACAAAUAAAUAUUUGGCAAAACGUUGGAUUCUCA